GUUGGUUAGACGACUACAACGAAAUUUUUUACAAUCGGUUCAAUCAUAAACUGAUUGACUUUGAUGAUGUAUUAGAAGGGAAGAAAUUCCGAGAACGUUUGAAGUGUCAUUCAUUUAAAUGGUACAUGGAGAGUGUAUUUCGAGAUUUAUUUCUACCAUCGAAAGUAAUUGCAAGUG
Messenger RNA from Loa loa (African eye worm), 177 nucleotides. RefSeq lists its product as hypothetical. NCBI's taxonomy places the organism in Eukaryota, Metazoa, Nematoda, Chromadorea, Rhabditida, Onchocercidae. Gene Ontology annotation, cellular component: Golgi apparatus. The record is from RefSeq and is a predicted model, not a curated record. The annotation marks the transcript as partial. The transcript is spliced from 2 exons.